Molecule: messenger RNA, 1165 nt
Organism: Cryphonectria parasitica EP155
Lineage: Eukaryota; Fungi; Ascomycota; Sordariomycetes; Diaporthales; Cryphonectriaceae
Product: mitochondrial outer membrane protein porin
Exons: 6
Coding region: 87-941 (284 amino acids)
Biological process (GO): monoatomic anion transmembrane transport
Cellular component (GO): mitochondrial outer membrane
Molecular function (GO): voltage-gated monoatomic anion channel activity
Source: RefSeq, a predicted model, not a curated record
GCUUCUCUGCUCUCAACAUUCUCGAAAGCCCACACUCCCAACACCUCAAUUCUUUCCAUCUGUCAUCCAGACCAACAGCAGUCAAAAUGUCUAUUCCAGCCUUUUCUGACAUUGCCAAGUCGGCCAACGACUUGCUUAACAAGGAUUUCUACCACCUCUCAGCCAGCACGAUCGAGGUCAAGAGCAACACUCCCAACAAUGUCGCCUUCAAGGUCACCGGCAAGAGCAGCCACGAGAAGAACACGUCUGGCGCGGUCGAGGGAAAGUACACGGACAAGAUCAACGGCCUCACCGUCACCCAGUCGUGGAACACCCUGAACGCCCUCGAGACCAAGAUCGAGGCCGCCGAUAACGUCACCAAGGGCCUCAAGCUUGAGGGCGCCUUUUCCUUCCUGCCCGAGUCCCAGAAGCGCGGCGCCAAGUUCAACCUGUACUUCAAGCAGCCCAAGUUCCACUUCCGCACCUUCACCGACCUGCUCAAGGGCCCCACUGCCAACAUCGACGUCGUCCUCGGCCACGAGGGCUUCCUGGCUGGUGCCGCUGCUGGUUACGAUGUCCAGAAGGCCGGCAUCACCACCUUUGCCGCCGCCGUUGGCUUCCAACAGCCCACCUGGACUGCCGCUGUCACUGCCACCGACAAGUGCAGCGUCUUCGCCGCCUCGUACUACCACAAGGUGAACCCUCUGGUCGAGGCCGGUGCCAAGGCCUCUUGGGAUUCCAAGUCUCCUGCCAACACUGUCGGUCUGGAGGUCGCUACCAAGUACCGCAUCGACCCUGUCUCCUUCGCCAAGGGCAAGAUCAACGACCGCGGUAUCGCCGCCGUCUCCUACAAUGUUCUCCUCCGCUCCGGUGUCACCCUCGGCGUCGGUACCUCUUUUGAUACCCAGAAGCUGGACCAGGCUACCCACAAGGUUGGCGCCAGCCUCACCUUCGAGGGCUAAACGGUCCAUUUACUUAGCAGGCAACUGCUGGUCAUCCCGCGCAUCCUGAUUUGGAUUUUCCUCCACGGGAACAUUUGGAUGGGAUCGCAACUCCUUCUGUCUUGAACCACGUGCCCUGUAUCAACUCGAUUUCGCAGCUUAGAAUGGUUUAGCAUCUGGGGGAAAAUACAAUAGGAACUGGGAGGUGAACUAGAUGAGAGCGCGCCCCGGAGGUCAAUUGAUCU